Puntigrus tetrazona (Sumatra barb) is the source of this 2776-nucleotide messenger RNA. RefSeq names its product ankyrin repeat domain 13C (gene ankrd13c). Gene Ontology annotation, cellular component: cytoplasm. The transcript has 13 exons. Gene Ontology annotation, molecular function: protein binding. The record is from RefSeq and is a predicted model, not a curated record. NCBI's taxonomy places the organism in Eukaryota, Metazoa, Chordata, Actinopteri, Cypriniformes, Cyprinidae. Bases 164 to 1630 code for a protein of 488 amino acids.
GGCAGAUGGCUCUUCCUCGUAGGGUGUGUGUGAGUGUGUGUCGUUUGUUUACCGUUCGAUGCGUCGCUCCGGUGCGUGUUUCAUUCCCGUCCGUCUCCGUUGAGUCACCGGACAGUGUUCAUGUUGUGCGGGCUGCUGUUUUCCACCGCUCAUCUGUGUAAAUAUGACGGGAGAGAAGAUCCGCUCGGUGCGCAAAGAGCGCAAAGCGGGUUUGGAUCUGCUGGAACCGGACGAGGAGCCGGCGGCCACCGGGCCGAUCAAAGCCAACCGGGGCGGCAAGAUCCUCAGCGGCGGAAACCACAAGAUCCUCCGGAACCAGAGCCACGGGGACACUGACAGCGCGUACCCCGUGCAUGAGUGCGUGUUCAGGGGCGACGUGCGGAGGCUGUCAUCGCUCAUCCGGACGCAGAACAUCGCGCAGAAAGACGUGCACGGAAACACCCCCCUUCACCUGGCUGUAAUGAUGGGUCAUAAAGAAUGUGCCCAUCUCCUGCUGGCCCAUAAUGCACCAGUGAAGGUGAAAAACGCUCAGGGAUGGAGUCCGCUCGCUGAGGCCAUCAGCUACGGAGACCGACAGAUGAUCACUGCUCUGCUGAGGAAGCUAAAGCAGCAGUCACGAGAGAGUGUGGAGGACAAGAGACCUCGUCUGCUCAAAGCACUGAAAGAGCUGGGUGACUUCUAUCUGGAGCUGCACUGGGACUUCCAGAGCUGGGUGCCUUUACUCUCAAGGAUUCUACCCUCUGACGCCUGUAAGAUCUACAAGCAGGGCAUCAACAUCAGGCUGGACACUACACUGAUUGACUUCACUGAUAUGAAAUGUCAGCGAGGAGACCUGAGCUUCAUCUUCUGUGGAGACGCAGCUCCCUCCGAGUCCUUCGUGGUUCUGGACAACGAGCAGAAGGUUUAUCAGCGGAUUCAUCAUGAGGAGUCAGAGAUGGAGACGGAGGAGGAGGUGGACAUCCUGAUGAGCAGCGACAUCUACUCAGCUACGCUCUCCACUAAAUCCAUCACCUUCUCCCGCGCUCAGACCGGCUGGCUCUUCAGAGAGGACAAGACCGAGCGAGUGGGGAACUUCCUGGCCGACUUCUACAUGGUCAACGGUCUGGUUCUGGAGUCCAGGAAGAGACGAGAACAUCUGAGCGAGGAGGACAUCCUGAGGAACAAGGCCAUCAUGGAGAGCUUCAGCAAAGGAGGGAGCAUCAUUGAGCAGAGCUUCGAGCCGGUGAGACGUCAGUCGCUGACCGCUCCGUCACCGAACACUAUCUCCUGGGAGGAGUACAUCACCGCGGAGACGGGCAAGGCUCCUCAUCUGGGCCGAGAGCUCGUGUGCAAAGAGAGCAAGAAGAACUUCAAAGCAACCGUAGCCAUGAGUCAGGACUUUCCUCUGGGCAUCGAGUCGCUGUUAAAUGUUUUGGAGGUCAUCGCACCCUUCAAGCACUUUAAUAAACUCAGAGAAUUUGUUCAGAUGAAGCUUCCGCCUGGAUUUCCUGUUAAACUAGACAUCCCCGUUUUCCCCACCAUCACUGCCACCGUGACCUUUCAGGAGUUCCGUUACGACGAGUUCGACGACUCCAUUUUUACGAUUCCCAGCGACUACAAAGAGGAUCCCAGCCGCUUCCCGGACCUCUGAGCCGGCCCCCGUCCCGCUUCGCCCCGCCUCCAUCUCCUCCAUCUCCCUCCGCUCACCUCCGAGUCCAGACCCGCUGCAGAUGGACGUGUGUGUAGGAAAUACUCGACGUCAAACGAACACAAAGGGAUCGCGCCGAGGCGAGUGUGAACGGGAAGCUGCACUACACGCCGGAGCUCCGGACCGGUACGCUAGAAAACGCGGAGCGUCGCUUCACGCCACCUCUGUAACUGGCAGGAAAUACGGCAUUAUAAAUUAUUACACAAGCCGAGUUUUCAUAUAUAUCUUUGUACAACUGUUACAAACUUGUAUACUUCACUUAAAAGGAAACGUGUAUAUUUAGGGAAGAAGCGGAAGGCGUCUGUAUAUGAUUUGAGUUGUAUGAAACCCGUCACAGAAUGCCGUGUCUGUCGUUUCGACGAACUUUGUGUAAAUACCACUUCCUUCUCCGGUUGGUUUGCCCGUUGCAUUAUGGGAAACGGGCUCGUUCACUCUGCCCUUCACUAUGUGUUCGUUCGGAGCGCUUGCUUUCUCACAUUCUAGUAGAGGACCGUACCGGAACCGGAUGUAAAUGUAGCAGGAAUGGACGGGACUUUCACGUUACUUUCACCUUAAUAGACGGAUGUAAAUACAUUCAAAGUUAAAUAUGUUUUCCGACGUAGUAUAAUCGACUGACGUAUAACUGGUUGAUGUAUAACUGACGAGUAUGUUUAUUGAGAUAUUAGUGAUACGGCGGAGACAUCUUUCCCGAGUGUUUUAUAUGUGUGUGUUUGCUGUGUGCCGAGGGAAGAGGAGCUCACGUCACGUUUGCACCAGCAAUAUCCCGCUCAACCGUUUUUCUUUUAUGUCUCUCGUUUCGUUUUGUCCUUAUCCGAAUGGAAACGUGCCGCGACGCUUCCAGGACCCACUACUGGUUAGUGUGGAAACCCAUGUGUUUUGCCGUUUUCCUUUUUUAUUCUUGUUGUGUUGCCGGCUUCUUUUUUUUUCCCUCCCCUGUGUUUCACGUCCUUGUUUUUAGAGUUGCUUUCGGUAAUUCCUCAGAUUUUUCUCCCAAACGCACCGAACUCUCGGAUGUACAGCAGGAACCUUGUAUGAACCUGCUGCACUUUUAUACGACAAAUUGUAAUUAAUAAAAAUGUCCAUGUAUCA